Molecule: messenger RNA, 1829 nt
Organism: Talpa occidentalis (Iberian mole)
Lineage: Eukaryota; Metazoa; Chordata; Mammalia; Eulipotyphla; Talpidae
Product: alpha-1,3-mannosyl-glycoprotein 4-beta-N-acetylglucosaminyltransferase-like protein MGAT4E
Exons: 4
Coding region: 325-1767 (480 amino acids)
Biological process (GO): protein N-linked glycosylation
Molecular function (GO): acetylglucosaminyltransferase activity
Source: RefSeq, a predicted model, not a curated record
GGUGACUGCUUUCUGCUACCUCAGAAGAGCCAGUCAGGGACCCCUCCUGCAACAUUAAAGUUUUUCUUUUGAUUUCUUUGUUAAACCCUCAAGCAAUAUUUUCUGUUAGAUACAAAGACUCAGGUGGAUAUAGCACUCAAAUACGGUAAAGACUCACAUGAUUGGAAAUUUCUAGUCACUUUCAGGUUCCAUCCUUCUUACCUGUCCAGCACUGGGGAGAUAUCCAGCUUUCUCUGCUCCUUCUGACUUCAUUCAAAACCUCCUAAUCUGCCUAACAUAAUCCUGGAAACAAUCAGACAAAAAAAGCUACACCAGGCCAAGACCAUGCAGCGCUGCCUGUGGUCAUACAUCAUAACUGCUGUGUCCUUAAUCUUUCUGAGCUUCUUCUUCCAAGAGAAUAACAAAGAGUAUCUUGACUACAGUGUGUCAUUGGAGGAAGAAAAGAAGAAAAUAGUUUGGCAGCUACAUAAGGAGCUAGUCACUAAUGAAAGCAAGAAUCAUCUAGAGACCUUCAAGGAAAUGCAGAAAAACUCCCCUUUACUCCAACAUGCUAACUACAAACUCCUGGCUGGAGCUCCUCCCCGGAAAAAGAAGCUGCUGACGGUGGGGAUUUCCUCAGUGAGGCAUCCUUCAGAGAGCUACCUCCUGGACACUCUGAAGUCCCUGUUUGAAGGUUCCACAGAAUCUGAGCUGAACUGCAUUGUGGUGCUGGUCCACCUGUCAGUCCCUGACUCUGAGUUGCUCGGCCAAGUGAUUGCCAAUAUCCAAAGCCUUUUCAAAGCACAUCUCGAGGCCCACAGGCUGCUUGUGAUCCAAGGUCAUCUUGGUGCCUCUCCUCCCCCAGGAGAUCUGAAGAGCGCCAGGAACUCCUCACACUGCGAGGCACUUUAUUCCAGGCAGAAAGUCAGUUACUCCCUGCUCAUGAACUUCGCCAUCAACAUCUCAGAAUACUUUCUGAUGCUUGAAGAUAAUAUUCGCUGUGCCCCCAAGUUUGUGUCCACCAUCUACUGGACAUUAUUAGCCUGGAAAGAUCUACCUUGGGUAAUCCUGGAGUUCUCCAGUCUGAGUUUCUCCGGGAAAGUUUUCCACACCCAUGACCUCCACCGCCUGGCGUCUUUCUUCCUCCUCUUGCAGCGGGACAUUCCCACUCACUCACUUCUCUCUGAAUUCCAGCUCCUCUUGGCCCAAAGUGUCCCAAUUCGUUUCAGUCCCUCUGUCUUCUACCACUGGGACAAUUAUUCUGUGUUCCAGGACACGUGCUUUCCCGUGCAGGAGGAAAAGAUCUUCGGUGAACCAGACAACCCCAGUGCCAGUGUCCUCACUGACAUGAUGACAAUAUCCAACAUUAUUCCAGAUUAUGCAUAUUUUCUGAACAAGGAGUGCUUUUCUACCCUCGAUGCUGUAAGAGGCAACUACUUGACUGUGGUUUUUGAAAGGCCACAAAAUGUGAUCCGGAUAGAGGUGCUGACGGGUUCUGAAGAACAAAAGCAGUACCAGAUGCAACACGGGCAAGUAGAACUGGGCUAUGAUCCCCUCAAGAAUGCCAAAGGCUGUGCUCGCUAUAGUCUGCUGGGGCCCCUGGUUGAAGGAAAUUUGGAUCAGAGGGUGUUUUAUGAAACAGAUUCUGUGGAGGAGCUGAGUUGCAUACGACUGCUCGUGCUAGCAUCUCAGGAGUCUUUGCUCCUGAUCAGGCAGAUCAAAGUCUGGACUCAGAAUGAGGAAGAAGAGACUUCGAGGGAAAAGGAAAUUCUGCCUGAUGGGGUUUGAGGAUGAAAUCUACAUGGUUGGCAAGAAAUAAAGCUAGAAAUUGAACAAGGCCUGCUCAUUCC